Messenger RNA from Symbiodinium sp. CCMP2592, 7101 nucleotides. NCBI's taxonomy places the organism in Eukaryota, Dinophyceae, Suessiales, Symbiodiniaceae. The record is from the annotation of a GenBank genome assembly.
AUGCUGGAAACCAUUGCCAAGGGCAUGCAGCAACUACAAGAACUACAAGCCCAAGCCAUGUCUAGGACGUCAGCUACAGCAAGCGAGACAGUUAAGCCAGGAACCCUAGCAUUGGCGGAGCUUCCCGAUGUUCAUGGAGGCGCUCAGUCGGCCUUGCUCUUCCAGGACUGGGUUGAGGUAGCGUCGUCGGUGAUGGCCGAUGUUUCGGAGCAGUCGGGAGCGUGGUGGAAAUCUGUUAUGUUGCUAGUGGAGAGCGCCUACGUACGGUGGUUGAAUGCUACCCCUCUGGAGCGACUAGCCAUUGGACCAGAGGGAACCGACGACCUGGUGACCAACAGGUGGACACGCCUAAAUGCUCGUGUGACCUCAAUGCUACUGUCGGCUAUGAGCUCAGAGUUGAAGGCCGACAUGCUGUCACAGAGAAUCAGCCAGAAUGCCCCAAAGAUGGUUUUCAGGUUGUUCACGUGGUACCAGCCAGGAGGUUCAGCAGAGCGACAUGAGGUGUUACGGAGGUUGCAAACACCGCAGGACUACGUGGUGGGGGAGGGCGUUCAGGAUGCGCUGAAGGAGAUCCGUGGAUGGCCAAGGUGGCUGGCGAGAUGUUCGAACAUGGGAAUGGUUCCUCCGGACCCUUCGGUGAUGGCGAGGGGGCUGCACAGUGUUUCUCAGAAGCACAUUGCUGCCUCGCAGGACUCGUCGUUCAGGACGGCGAUGCUGCGAACUACGCUUCGCUUGGACGGGCAACCGUCCUUGGAUCAGGUACGUUCGUACCAGAGGCACUUGCAGGCAGAGCUCGAGAACUUGGCGGCUGCUCACCCAUACUACGACGACCCCUCACGCGAGAGCCGUGGAAGGACCUUCGACGCCAACGUCACCUACUACAACCAAGGGUACUUUGCGAAGCCAUCUGGAUGCAAACGGGGUGAUCGCUGUACCUACUCGCACAAUAUGCAGCUGAUGGACCGCGAUCUAAGGUCUCGUAAGUGUUUGAGAUGCGGCAGUGAAGCUCAUCGUGCCAAGGACUGCGUUGUGGGCAAGGGCGUACCAAAGGGACCCCCGGGGGCCCCACCAGUGAAGCAAGGAGACAAAGGAGGUGGACGGGAUCCUGGAGUGUCUUCGGUGAGUACGGCGUCUUCGACCCUUAACAGCAGUGAAGUACCGAUCCAAGGUGUUCCCUGGACCAUGGAGACGUUGAUGCAGGCGGCCCAACAGGUGAUCCAGAACCAAUCCUCAACUUCGCCUUCCGGGGAUUCGUCGCCUGAGAAGACUAAGCCCCAGGUCAGGGUGUUGGCGAUAAGGGACAUUCGGGUGUCUUCAAUGAACGACACGACCUCAGCACUCCUGGACUCAGGCGCCACGCAUUGCCUACGAAGCGCAGUGGACAGUAAGGAGUGGGACGAGGCGGAAGAAGUCCUGGUGAGGCUGGCGGCAGACAGGACACUGGGGUACACCCUAACAUGGUCUCCGCAGGGAUGCAAGUUGCGAGAUGAGUUUGGUGUGGAGCGGAACUUGAAGGUCUCAGGAGGGUGUCCACUACUACAAGAAACUGAAGCUCUCGCAAUGAUUUCUAGAUUGGAGAACAAAAAGCGAGAGAUGUUGGAGAACCAAACUACGGCGACCAUGGAUGCGGUGACCUUGGCAGCUAUGAGGCUGGAGAUGUCGUGGAGGGAUCACUUGGAGCAGUACGUCAAGGACGGGUCGAUGGAGGCAGGUCUGCGGGCCCUACGUGAUGUUCCGUAUCUACAGGACGUCCCGGGGGAAUGCGUAGAUGGGCUCAUUCAGACGGGUCUCCACAAGAAGGGAUGGAAAGUAGUGAAGGAAGUGGACUUUCUUACACGACCCCAGAAGAGGUACUUGUUCGGGGCAAGGAAGUGGAUCGUCCACGUAUGUGCUGGCAAUCCUGGACACUACCAGUUCUUCCAGCUCGAUGAUGGCCACACUGCAGUGCUGGAAAUAGAUCUAGACCGCAACCGAGGCCAGGAUCUGAUGAAGAGCUCCACGUGGCGAUUGCUUUUAUGGGGCGCGCUCACGGGGAAGAUAGACUCCCUCAUUGGAGGACCCCCAGGUCGAGGCGCCUCCUUCAACCACAUCGACAAGUACGGCGACAAGGACCUAAGGAGCUUGACCGUGAUUACAAGGAUGUUGUGGUUGUACACAAUCGCGACGGCCUCCCGCAUGGCAUGCUCAGGGAAGGUGCAGCAUCAACAUCACGGUCGUCCAGUGGGCUUUGUUUUGGAGCACCCCGCGGAGGAGAUCCGAGCAGAGCGGUCCUGGUGGAAAACGCCUAUAUGGGAAAUGUUUCAGGAGGAGAUGGGGAUGUCCAAGGUUACGUUUGACCAAAAAUGCAUGGGGGCAUCGAGUUCGUCCUUAACAACCAUGGGAACCAACAUCUACUACCUGAUGGGAUUGGACGGUGUAGGUCGUGAUGUGGACCAAGACACGGAAGGUGAAAGUGGACACCAAGGAAGCGGAGUUUGGUCCCCAGGGCUUGUGAACGCAGUGGUGAUGGCCCUCCGGUUCUGGACGAGCCGCCCUAAGUGCUCUCCAACUCUGAUGGCAAUGUCGCCGGAGCAGUGGAAACAGCAUGUGCAGUCGGGGCACGCGAACUACCACAGGGAUUGCCUUACAUGUGUUACCUCAAGAGGAACGGGAAGAAGACAUGCUCGGGUUCGACACCCCGAUUCCUUCACACUCACCAUUGACCUGGCGGGGCCGGUGAAGCCUGGUCUGGAUGCUACGUCGAAGGGGACAAUGGGGCGUGGCCUGAAGUACCUCUUCGUCGCCCGUUAUGUGUUCCCCAGGGAGUUUGCGAAGGCCUACUCGGGACGGUCACCCCCCGAGGACAAUGGGUUGCGAGAUCCACAAGAGGCGGAGCACAACUUCGAGGAGGAGGGCGAUGGCAAGGAACUUGCGAGACCUUCUCUACUACCACCACGUGAAGAAGGGGAGGAAAAAGGUGAAGGCGAGCAUGGUUUGGAGGACCGUGCGAAUGGCGAGGAACUUGCGAGACCUUCUCUACUACCACCACGUGAAGAAGGGGAGGAAAAAGGUGAAGGCGAGCAUGGUUUGGAGGACCGUGUGAAUGGCGAGGAACUUGCAAUACCUUCUCUACUACCACCACGUGAAGAAGGGGAUCCGUUCAGUUUUUUGGAAGAUGAGCCAAGUGAGCAGGGCCCACUUCAAGACGAUGAAGAUGAGCCAAGUGAGCAGGGUCACCAGUCGUCAUAUGAUGAAGAGGUUGACAAAGAUCUCAUGGGCUUUGCUGGUGGAUCACAGGAACAGAAGCGUACCUAUGAGAAGGGAGAUUUGGACUACGAGCCAUCCCUACCAGGAAGUGAUCCUCCUUGUGAGCUACCAGGUGAUCUUCCCAGGAGGAGCGAACAGGUACCUUUUCCAGAUUGCGAGGCACCUGAAAUGACACACCUACUAUUUGCCCGUGCUCUACCAAACAAUGGGACAAUGGCGGUGAAGGCCGCUUUACAAGAUGUCACCUUGUACCUGGAGGCCCAUGGACUUCCGGUUUAUCGUCUACACGCGGACAAGGGCGAGACCUACAACCACACGAUCCGUUCGUGGCUUCGGGACCAAGGGAUCAGAGCGACAUGGUCAGAACCUGGGGUUCCUCAAGGGAAUGGUCAAGCGGAGACAAGUGUGAGGUGGAUAAAGGAUCGGGCCAGGACGUUGUUGAUGGCGUCAGGUCUUCCAGUUCGUUUGUGGCCAACGGCGGUGGAGGCGGCAACGGCGUGUCAGAGAGCAAGAGUGCUUGGUUGGAAACAGAAAAUGCUAGUCCCCUAUGGUUCCGUGGUUCACGUGAAGCAAAAGGCCUUUGACUCCAGUGGUCCAAGGAGAAGAGAGCGUGCUUUUGAGUCAAAGUGGUUCAGAGGGAUUUACGUGGGACUGAGCAAUAUCCUGGACAAUGGGCACGUGAUCUACGUACCGGGCACCAAGGAUACUAAGGAGAAGUUUGUGCAUACGCUUCAUGCUAGGAAGAAGCUCGUGGACCCAGGUCCGCCUGUCGAGGAGGCGGUGGUGGAUGAUCCUAAGCCCAGGAGGAGACUUGUGCAGAAAACACCACUGGAGGAUGUGGAGAUGCGGGCACUCAAGUUGAAGGGUGAUGACCUCGAUGAGUAUAUCAAGACCCGCUCAAGUAUUUUGUUGAGUGACUGGGACCAGGAGCAAGCCACCCGGUUUAUUGAUGAGCUAGCAGAACACAACUUCUUCGAGGAUCACAAGUUCGGCGUCUUCAGGCAUGGUGGAAGUGUGGGAUGGUUACGGGGUUUGGGAGAGUAUCCUGAGCUCUCUAGACUCCUGAGCAAGUUGAUCCGGCACUCCAACCCCGAGGCAACGUUCACCGCUAUUCAGGUCGCCCGGAAUAUGGACAAGGGGAUGCACCGUGACUUCAACAACGACGAGCGUGCAGUGAACUACGUGUAUCCAGUAAGGGUGCCGCGUCAUGGAGGUGAUCUAUGGGUUGAGUUGUGCAAGGGUGAUGCAGUGAAAGGGGAAAUAGCAGAGCGUGUAGAUGAUCGUGGAAAGAAGGUCUACGGCCAGAUCUACAGGAUGAGGUCUGGAGUGACUACGGUGUUUUCUCCAAGAAGGACCCAUGAGGUCCUACCGUGGGAGGGUGUACGUACGGUGCUGAUUGCCUACACUCCGCAGUGCUUGGGAAAGCUUGAUCAGCAAAUGGUCAACGAGCUGGAGGAUCAUGGUUUCUCUGUCCCAUUGUCUCAGAUGCCAGACUACUUUACUCCGGAAGGAGUGGAGUUGAAUGCCUUACAACCACCACAAGACGACGCGGAGGAGGACCAGUUCUCUGAGGCGAACUACACGGGCUAUAUGGACGAUACUGACCUCGAGGAGUGGGACAUGUUCGUGGAGGCAGACGAUGGUCUGGUGAAGGUGGGAACCAGUGAAGGGUUCUCUACGGAUCAAGAGGAGCUGGCCUUACAAAAGGUGGAAGUUACGUAUACAAAGAAUGUGGAGGAGAUCCUUCGCAACUUAAGCAGCCCUCUUGAAGUGACCUACACAGUCGACCCACGGGAAGUGCAUCAGAACAUUGAGCUCUGGCGUUCGGCUAUAGAGCGUGAAGUGACCAGUGUUGCAGUUGCAAUUUGCAAACUUCUUCCGGGAACGCCGCAGAGAGCGGAAUGGUUGCACCGACCAGGCGCCCAGAAGCUACCCACCAAACUGGUCUUCACUGUGAAGCCGGGUGCAAACCCGGACCCGUUAGACCCAAGUACAUGGUUCAAGAGAAAGGCGAGGCUGGUGGUCUGUGGAAACUACGCAUCAGCAGAUGGCUCCGAUCUCUACUCCGAGACGGCGCCCUCAGAGUCAGUGAGGAUGGGCUUGGUAUAUUCCAUACGACAAAAAUGGAUGGUAGGACUGAUCGAUGUCGUUGCGGCCUUCCUACGUACACCGCUGAACUAUGAGGAGGGUGCCCCCACCAUCAUUGUUACUCCGCCUCGACUGUUGGAGCGGUUGUCUAUGAUUCUUGAAGGUGAACUGUGGGGGUUGGUCAGGGCCCUUUACGGGUUGCGCCAGGCACCGGCCCUUUGGAGCGCCUACCGAGACAAGAGGUUGGAGGCAAUGAAGUUCCCUAUGGGCAUGAGGCUACAUCGAGGACGGACAAUAACGGCUUGGUGGGUCUUGAAGGACGAGAAUGGCAAGAUCCGAGCUCUCAUCAUAAUCUACGUCGACGAUAUCUUGCUCAUGGGUGAGGAGACGGUUGUCCGCGAUAUUGCUACAACAGUCCAGGAGGAGUGGACUACGUCACCACUUACUAUACUUCGUCCGGGAGAACCUAUCAGAUUUCUGGGAACGGAGAUGGAGGUGGAUCCUGACCACAUGACUGUGUAUUUGAGUCAGCGCGGUUACGUUGAGGAGGUGGUCAGGGCUUACGGGUUUAGCGAAGAAGACAAGGCGAAGAUCCCUUUGGCCAAGGACCUCGCAAGCUUUGAGUGGGUUGAAGGGGACUUGGAACCUACUCCAGAUGCAGUGGCGAGUGCGCAGCGAGUGACUGGAGAAGUCAUGUGGAUGGCUCACAAAACUCGAGCAGAUGUAGCUUACAGCUCAAGCUUGAUGGCGUCAAUCACCUUGAAGGCUCCGUUCCGGUGUUUGGACAUAGGCUACAAAGUCUUAAAGUACCUGUACGGCACGAGAGACUACAAGUUGGCAAUUCGAGACGAUGGAAGUGGCCUGGUGCUCUACCCGGACGCAGCGUUCGCUCCGAGCAGCGGGAGGUCCCACACUGGAUGGCUGGUGUGUUGGUGCGGAACGCCGAUAUGUUGGAGGAGCGGAAGACAGGCCAGCAUAACGUUGAGCACGGCGGAGAGCGAGCUACAGGCAAUCAUCGAGGGCUCUGUCGGCAUGUUGGGUUUGGAGGCUAUGCUCUUGGACUUGGAAGUGGAGCCUAAGGCCAAGGUGAUCAGGAGUGACUCAACGAGUGCCCUGGCCAUUGGGGCCGGAACCGGGAGUUGGAGAACGAGACACCUGAGGUUGAAGGCUUCCUGGAUACAAGAGAUGAUUUCACGUGGUGAGGUCAUAGCAACGCAUCAGCCGGGGAUCCACCAGCCAGCCGACUUGCUCACGAAGCCGUUAGCCGGCCAGCGUAUUCGAGACCUACUGCAAUUGUGGGGUAUAACGGACGGCAUCGCUACUCGACCUACUACAAGGAGCACGACUUCAGCGACGGCAAUGACGCGGAUGUUGGUUGCAAUGGUGUGCUGUAUGCUAGUGCUGACAGUUGAAGCUCAACCCCAGUCAGCGGGACGGACCAUCGACGUAGACUGGGACAUGGUCGCGAUCUUUAUGGGUCUACUAAUGGUUCUUGGUGGUUUGAUCUUGUACGAGGCGGUCAGAUGGGGUGUAGUCGAGGCCUACUACAAGUAUUUACCUGGUGCAACAACACGGACCAGUUGGAGGCACUUCUUCGACGAUGGAGUCAAGGAGAAGUACCAGACCAGCGACCCCGCCAAGGGCAAGGUCACAGCCGGUCGAUCGAUCUACGUCACCGAUGCCACCGCGACGGCUCCAGGAGGUUUUUACACCCCCGAGACCUACGGCACCUACAACACCUAUGCCAUCCCCCGGAGAAGGAGAUGA